This is a messenger RNA of Colossoma macropomum (tambaqui), 4203 nucleotides long. RefSeq names its product prostaglandin F2 receptor negative regulator. The coding region runs from base 385 to 3060 and encodes 891 amino acids. Lineage: Eukaryota; Metazoa; Chordata; Actinopteri; Characiformes; Serrasalmidae. The record is from RefSeq and is a predicted model, not a curated record. The transcript is spliced from 9 exons.
CACCUGAACAAUUUUUGUAGCAUGACCUUUGAUAUGAGAGAGGUGUUUUCCGCUUCUUUCCUAAUGAGCCUUGUUGAAGAGAAAGGUAAUGCGCGUUUUAGCGAGUAAAUCUUGGUUUUGUAAAGCUAACCUGUCCAGACCUGCGUUCAAACAGACCUAAUUCUGAAUUAACCGAGGAGCUUCCCAGCCAGUAAAUCUGUUCGAGCGGUUCCGUUGUUGGUUAAAAACUGCUUAAGGACUCGGUUCACCAGUCGAAAACCGAGGUUUCGUCACAUUGCGUCACAGACGCAAGUGAAGUGAAGGACUGUCCGGUAACGCUCGCUCCUCCUGUGUGAAUCUGACCCCAACGUGGUGAACAGGUUUGUUUCUGAAUCGCGAAAAUACAUGACAGAGAACGGGCACGUAAGAUAUCGUCAGUGCGUGUCAGAGAAGGACGGAGGUUUAUCAAGAACUACGUGCCACCACAGCAUGGAAAGGCUGCUCGCGCUUUUCAUCCUAUGUUUUACCGGCGGUUUGAGCUGGGCCCGAAAAGUGUCAGUACCACCAGGACCUUUGGUUCGAGUGGAAGGUCAGGCAUUGUCUUUACGCUGUGAAGUAUCAGACUAUGAAGGCCCCCCGGAGCAGGACUUUGACUGGAAAGCAACACGAGGUUCAGAAACCAUCAAUGUCAUCUCCACCUUUGACUCUUCGUUUCCAGACCAGUCUUUAAAGGACCGGGUGAUCAAUGAGGACAUCAGUGUGCAGAGACUGGGAGAUAGUACAGUGGAGUUAAGGAUUAGAGAAUCCAAAGUGACGGAUAGUGCAACAUACACCUGCAGUACCCCCAGUACUGAUUCUGUUAUCAGUGGAAACUAUCAUGCAAACGUGCAGUUAAGAGUAAUUCCUGAUACGCUGGUCUUGGUCCCUGAAGCUCCAGUCUCCUCGGUCACCGAGGGCAGAUCCAUCAGUCUGCGCUGCAACAUAUCCUAUGACUUCAUUGAGGGAAUUUACCUGUCAAUUACCUGGUCUAUUAAAAAGGAGCAGUCACUAGAAGAGGAUAUCUUUACCUUUGGACCUGAUGUGGGAGUAACUGUUGGUUUGAAUUUCACUCUGCGGUAUGUGGAUGGUGGAAUGCAUCUGCAUCUGGACAGUAGGGGCUCCUACAGCCUGGUGCUCUCUGGAGCAGUGCCUGCUGAUGAGGGAGUGUAUGUGUGUGCUGCCAGACAGUGGACCAGAGAACAGGGUGUCUGGAACAGGAUACAGGAAAAGACAGCAGUCAUGGGUCGAGUGGCUGUUGUCCCAACAGCUGAAUCCCUCACUGUGCAAGUCCUGGGCAACACCUUCCUCACCAUAGGAGACACUCUGAACCUUACCUGCUUGGUUUCUGCAGAUGACUAUGCUGUCCUAGGUCUCGAGGUGACUUGGCUACUAAACGCCACACAGGUUCUUACCCAUCUUGGUCGAGAUGGCAUAGUGGCAAAAAGCUCAAAUGUAUUGGGCAUAACCCAGGUUGGAGAAGGCGUUUUCAGACUGGAGAUUCAAAGAGUUGAGCUAUCUGAUAUGGGAUUCUACUCAUGCAGGGUGAGGGCCUGGGUGCAACACAGCAAGGGAAAAUGGUACCAGGCUACAGAGAAAAGAUCAACCCCUGUAGAGGUGCUGGUUAACCCGAAAGAUCCAGCGUUCACUGUGGCUCUUGAUUCUCCAGUUGUAGCGCAGUACUUAGGCGAUCCAACAGAGCUUGUGUGUCAAGUGACCAACAUCUCUCUCUUCCGGUGUGAACGACUGGGUGUCUCCUGGUUCUACUCAGCAGCCUCACCUUCUAAUGGCCAGAGGACCACUGACAUCAUCGCUUCCCUGAAUGAAAAUGGGGCUCUUGUUCCCAGUGAGAAAUACAGGAGCCGCAUUGACUCAGGACUUAUCGUCGUGACCCAUAUGGAGCCACCCACCUUUAAGCUCCGCCUCCUCCAUACUGCAAACACAGAUGCAGGUGAAUAUGCUUGCAGUGUUAUGACAUGGGCACCCACUCAUCAUGGAAACUGGAAAAAGUCAUCAGAACAUCAAUCUCAUGCACUGACAGUCAGCUUGGCUUCCAAAGGGCCUGGAGUCAGUGUCGCAGCUCGUAUUGUGCGACCAGCAACUUCUACUGGCUCCACCUUUGAGAUGGCCUGCCAGGCUAGACUCAAGAACCUCCAGGCGGGCAUAUCCCUUUCUGUCCUUAUAUUGGUCCAGGAAAGCAUUGGUGCUCCCUGUCGCAAACUCGCUUCCCUCAACCCUGACCUUAUUCUCAAAUUAGAAGAUUGGCAGGAAUCCAGUCGAAAGGAUAGUCUAAGUUUGUUGAAGACUGGCAGAGAGGAGUUCCGAUUCCGGAUACAGGGCGUGCAGUUAACAGAUAAAGGAUUCUACUCAUGUGAAGUUGGUGUGUGGAUGAGACAGGAUAGGAACGAGUGGGCAGAGGUGGCGAAAGGAGACUCGAAUAAGGUUUUGCUUACCUUUGAUCACACAAGGCCAUCUUUCGAGCUAUCUAUCAGUUCAGACACCAGCAGCGUUUACCCCUGGGAAACAGUUAAGAUGGAGUGUAUAGUGAGUCUAUCAGGAACAUCUCCCAACACAGAUGAUGUGGCAUAUGAGAUACAGUGGUAUCUGAGUCGAUUACGGGGAUCAGACAGUCUCACACUGUUGGCCAGUAUGGAUCGCUGGGGCAUGGUAAAGAAAAGUCCUCGUAAUGACUCCAGUGACUGCAGUCUGGAGCGCCUGAAAGCCCAAAGAUUUACCCUCAACAUUCAUGGGACCCAGGACAGUGAUGCGGGCGAGUACUACUGCACUGCCACGCCUUGGAUACGAUCAGGCGUAUCAAGAGUCUGGAGCAAGGAACCGGACCUCAUAUCUAAGCGGAUCUUUCUGAAUGUCAAGUUUGCAUUAUGGGAUUCAGUAAAGUUACCUUUGCUGUACGGGACAUGUGCCUCUCUCUCCGUGGGUCUCUUCUCCCUCAUUCUAGGCUUUGUCUGUGCUCGUUGCUGCUGUAGAAACACUACACACACACCACGCUCUCGCAUCAAGCUCAUGGACUUGGAGAUAGACUGACAGGCACAGCAUACAUAAAGCUGUUCUUCUCCUGUCUGUGCACUAUGGCCACAACAUGACAGAACCUUAGAAGAGAGAAAAUAACUGUGGACAGAAUAAGAAUAAGCAUCUUCCAAACCAAUGAAGACUCCCAAGGGAAACGAUGGAUCUGGGACUUAAUAUUGUUAGGAUUUAUUUUCCUUCCUUAUUUUUAAAUAUGAAACAGUUUUACAGAGGUAAAGUAUGUUGUAAAAGAUGAAAGAUGAAAUUGUACUCCUGAGACUGUGAGGGUGUUUCAGUGAAUCUGAUAUCCAAAAACCUCUUUCUGUGUUCAAAUGAUGCAACAACACAUUCCAAUCCAAAGUGUGAAUUCACAUUAUAUUGAUACUAUGAACUUAUUAACUAUGGUUCUACACUGAGACUGAUUCUUUUAUAAAAACAUGACACUAAUUGUUUAAAUAAUGUAAUGUUUCAACCUAUGUGACAAGCACAAAUGCACUGAUAAAGCUUCCUCGUUUAGGUAAAUGUUAACUCACUGUCUACAUCAAAGGAAGGUCUUAAGGGUUCAGUCACCCCACAUUUUUCCUCCUUAAGUUCUACACAUGUUGGGAGAACAAAUUGGAUUGCUUUGCUAGUUUUCAAUGACUGUGCUGAAUUCUUCUGGACUAACAUACUAAUUAACAGACACAUAGUCACGUCACUGAUAACCUGUUCAACUACCUUCCAUCCUAGUAUGAGCAUUUUGACCAGCUAAACAACACAACAAAUCCACUGAUGGUAUGGUUUAAACUGUGCCUUAGGAUCCUUUUUGAAGACUCUUCUACAGCGUAUGCUAUUGGAUAAUUCCAUCAAACCCCUCCUAAGAAGCGCUCUCUUCCUCAAUGGCUCCCCAUUUCUUAGAGCUUUGAUUUAAUACCAUGUAAUAAUAUUAAAGAAGAACCCCCUACACCACUAAACAUAACUGACAAAAGCACAGUUGUUUUGUGGUGUUUUUGUUAUUUUUGUUAUUGUUUUUUAUAGUAUUUUGGAUUUUAUGAUGAAUGUUUUUCAGCCCAGUUGAGUCUAAAUUGUGUAAGAUAUGGUUCUCCUAGCUGGAAUCAGAUUUUUCUAUGACAGAUUCUCUAUUGGUAUAACAUAGGGAUAAUAAAUGUUUUGUAUUUGGUU